AUGUGGAGGUCACCGUCACGAUUGAUACUAAGGAAUAAUGGUUGUCGGAGUAUCAUAUCACGGGCAUUCAUAAGCAUUGAAACAUCUCAUCCACCUACAAUAUAUGCUUUAUCCACAAAAUACGCCAAGUCCGCCAUUGGAGUGAUAAGAAUAACAGGUUCACAAUCAUCAUAUAUUUACAAACAACUUACCAAAUCUACCAAAGAUCCUAAAGCAAAGCUAACUAGUGUUCGCAAAUUAUAUUCCCCUGACACGAAUGUACUGUUGGAUGAAGCUCUUACUAUCUUUUUCAAGUCUCCAAGAACAUAUACUGGUGAAGAUUUGUUAGAGCUACACUUACAUGGAGGAACAGCAAUUAUUAAAUCAGUGCUUAAAGCUAUUGGAAAUCUCCAUGAUGUCAAUAAUGAUAUCCAUAUACGAUAUGCCGAGAAUGGUGAAUUCUCUAAACGGGCUUUUAUAAAUGGUCGAUUUGAUCUUACUGAAAUAGAAGGUAUACGAGAUAUGAUUGAUGCUGAGACUGAAUCACAAAGAAUAGCAUCUUUAUCUUCUCUUACAGGUCAAAAUAGACUGCAUUUUCUUAAAUGGAGAGAAGACAUUGUUAAUAAUGUGGCUUUACUUACUACUUUAAUUGACUUUGGAGAAGAUCAUGAUAUUGAAGAAGUUGAACAAUUAUUCUCAACUGUAUCAGAAAACAUCGACAAGUUACAAACAGAAGUCCAAGAUUAUUUACGAAAAGUUAAAUCUUCUGAGAUCUUAUUAAAGGGUAUUCGACUUGGAUUAAUAGGUCCACCUAAUGCAGGAAAGUCAUCAUUACUUAAUAUAUUGGCUAAUAAAGAUGCAGCCAUUGUGAGUGAAAUUGCAGGUACAACAAGAGAUAUUAUAGAUGUGCCUAUUGACAUAAGUGGAUAUAAAGUAAUUGUGGGAGAUACAGCCGGAAUACGAGCCAUGUCAACUGCUACAGAUGUUAUUGAAGAAGAAGGUAUAAGGAGAGCCAAAGAUUAUUCAUUAUCAAGUGAUAUUGUGGUGAUUGUAAGACCAGUCAACUUAUUUGAAAAAGAUGAAUCUGAUCUAGUGAAACAUAUUAAUAAGUUGAAGGAACUCAAUAAAACUAUAAUUGUAGUUUUAAAUAAGGAGGAUCUUCGAGAUCCAACCUUAUCGAAAGAAGAAUUGAUCAGGGCUCAUUCUGAAAUGCUCGAUAUACCAGUUGAAAAUUUCCAAUUAGUAUCAUGUUCUACAGGGAAUGGAAUUCCGGAAUUGAACAAUGAACUUAUCAACUUAUUCAAAAUGUUGAGUCUUUCAGAUUCCGCUGAUCCUAUUGUUAUAUCAUCAAGAGCUCAAGAUAUUUUGGAAAAGGAUGUUCUUAAUGGAUUUGAACAAUUUCAUUAUUGGAGGGACCAAGAGGAUGUUGUUCUCGCUUCAGAAAGUUUGAAGCAAUCAGUUGAAGGUAUUGGUAAAAUAACUGGAGAUUCAGUUGGUAUUGAAGAAAUAUUAGGAGUUGUUUUCUCUAGCUUUUGUAUUGGAAAGUAA
This is a messenger RNA of Scheffersomyces coipomensis, 1527 nucleotides long. RefSeq lists its product as uncharacterized. The coding region runs from base 1 to 1527 and encodes 508 amino acids. Gene Ontology annotation, biological process: tRNA methylation; tRNA wobble uridine modification. The record is from RefSeq and is a predicted model, not a curated record. Gene Ontology annotation, cellular component: cytoplasm; mitochondrion. The transcript has a single exon. NCBI's taxonomy places the organism in Eukaryota, Fungi, Ascomycota, Pichiomycetes, Serinales, Debaryomycetaceae. Gene Ontology annotation, molecular function: GTPase activity; protein binding; GTP binding.